Zymoseptoria tritici IPO323 is the source of this 654-nucleotide messenger RNA. RefSeq lists its product as uncharacterized. The transcript is spliced from 2 exons. NCBI's taxonomy places the organism in Eukaryota, Fungi, Ascomycota, Dothideomycetes, Mycosphaerellales, Mycosphaerellaceae. The record is from RefSeq and is a predicted model, not a curated record. Bases 28 to 654 code for a protein of 208 amino acids.
AAACAUUCACCUCACUCGACCGCCACAAUGUCCUCCAAAGUCAUCCCCAUAACCUCCACCGCCCACUUCUCCCAAACCCUGCAAUCCUCCACCUACCUGAUCGUCGACUUCUACGCCGACUGGUGCGGUCCCUGCAAAGUCAUCUCCCCCGUCUUCGAACAACUCGCCGCACAAGAGUCCAAACCGGGCCGGAUCAUCUUCGCAAAAGUCAACGUCGACACCCAAGCCGAAGUCGCCAAAACAUUCAGCAUCUCCGCCAUGCCAACCUUCCUCGUCCUCCGCGGCUCCAAAGUCAUCGAAACCGUCCGCGGCGCCAACCCCUCCGCCCUCCGCUCCGCCAUCCUCUCUGCCGCCGCCGACGCCGCCAAAGCCCCCGCUCGCACAUCGCCCAUUUUCAGCAGUAAAGGGCAGACGCUAGGUGGAGCCGGCGCAACAUCACGACCCGCGCCCACGAGUGCGGCCUCGCUUCUUCCGAAUGUGAAUUUCUCGCAGCUCUUGUCGGCGCCGGGGAGUGUGGCACAAGGAAGAGGGUGGGUUGCGACGGUGGUGAGGUUUUUGGGGUUGUAUGUUACGACGAUGUUUAGUUUUGAUCCGAAUAAGACGGCGGAGGAGAGUCCGUUUGCGGUGAAGAGAUCGAAUGUUAAGUCGAGGUGA